Molecule: messenger RNA, 2042 nt
Organism: Sesamum indicum (sesame)
Lineage: Eukaryota; Viridiplantae; Streptophyta; Magnoliopsida; Lamiales; Pedaliaceae
Product: BTB/POZ domain-containing protein At5g41330
Biological process (GO): protein homooligomerization
Molecular function (GO): protein binding
Source: RefSeq, a predicted model, not a curated record
UGACCAAAAGUCGUUGAUGACCUUCUAGAAAUCCUCAUUUCCGUAAUCUUUUUAUUACCAAUCAUUUACUGCUCUUUCACCCUACAGACGACGCCGGCGCUUCCUCUCUUUCCGCCUCCCUUUAUAUUUCUCUUCAAUUCCCAAAGCUCUCUUCUUGUGCCUUCCCUACCCACACUUCAUACCUUCGAACGUCGACGCAUUUUCUUGAGAAAUCCUUCAAGGGUUUUGGGAUUCUUGUCCACACAGGGAGCUUGAUUUCUUGGGAGUGGAGGGUUCAUUUCUUGCUUUCUUGUUGUGUGUUGAUUUCUGGGUUUGUUGGAUUUUUUGCCUCCUUCAUUUGUGUUUGCAGAAGUGAGAUAUAAUCUGUGUUUGGGGUUCUUUUGAAUUUUCUUGUUUGGAUUCCUCUGAUCCGUCAAAGGUUGGGUUUUUUUAUUUUCUCUGGGAACAUCAGAGAGAUGCCACCUUUUGCAGGAUCAAACGGAAUUCAUCAUGAUUCAAGUUCAAAUAUAGUUACAAUUGAUGUGGGGGGUCAGCUUUUUCAGACCACCAAACAGACCCUUUCUUUAGCUGGUUCCAAAUCUUUCUUCUCCAAGAUUGCCAAUUCUGAUCCUGCCAUCCCUUUUAUUGAUAGAGACCCUGAACUUUUCUCAAUCUUGCUCUCUCUCCUCAGGACCGGGAACCUUCCCUCAAAAGCCAAAGCUUUUGACAUUCAAGACCUGAUUUUUGAAUCCCAGUUUUAUGGUAUUGAAAAUCUCCUCUUGAACUCCCAAUCAAACCCUUCUCAAUUUGAUGCUUUCAACCUUGAGAAAUCCUUUGUUCUGCCUUUGAGUGGCCGGGAUUCGCCCUCAGCCAUCUGCACGACGCCCUGUGGAUCACUCCAUGUUGCUCAUGGAAGUAAAGUCACAUCCUUUGAUUGGUCCUUACAAAGGAAAUCCACCAUAUUGACCCAAUUCACAGCCAUUGAUUCAUUGUUAGCAUUGUCCCCUGCAGUGGCUGCUGCUGGUGCAACCGACUUUUCGGGCUUGCAGAUUCUUGAUCUUGAUAAGGGCUAUGUUAAGGACACUUUGAAUUGGGAGAAUGUCACGAGGUCUGGUUCUACAGUGCAAGCUAUUGGAGCAUCCCCUGAGCAUUUGUUCACUAGCUUUGAGUCAAGUAGGAGAAACUCAAAUUGCAUUAUGAUAUAUGAUCUCAAUGAUGAUUUACGUCCCGUGUCUAAGAUUGGCCACUAUGAGAUUUUUGGUGCUGAUCUUGAUUCAGCUAUUCCAGCCACUAAAUUGCAAUGGGUUUCUAGUCAUAAUUUGUUGAUGGCCUCAGGUUCUCACAGUGGCCCUUCUGGAGUAUUAGGCAAUAUCAAGUUUUGGGACAUUAGAUCAGGCAAUGUGGUUUGGGAACUGAAGGAAAAAGUUGAUUGCUUCUCCGAUGUCACUGUUUCAAAUGUGCUUGGCACGAUGUUUAAAGUCGGUGUGAAUACCGGAGAAGUGUUCUGUGCUGAUUUGAGAAACAUGGAUGCUGAUCACCCUUGGGUUUGCCUUGGUGAUGGAAGAAAGGUGAUCAAUGGAAAGAAAGAAGGGUUCGGAUGUAAAGUUGAAAGCCAAGGAAACCAAGUCUUCUGCAGUAAAGGAGGAAAUCUUGAGCUAUGGUCGGAAAUAUUGCUAGGGACUGUGGAAAAGCAGGAGACUGGUUUACCUGAGAGAGUCUUUAGGAAGAAUCUGAUGGGAAGAGCCAAAGACAUGGGAGGAAACAGGAUAACGAAUGUCAAUUUUGGAGGGAGCAAAAUGUUUUUGACACGGAAGGACCAACAAUGUGUUGAAGUUUGGAGUUCUGUUAGGAGCUUUUGAGUUUUAUUACAACUUUUAGCAUUCAUGAGUAGAUGUUUCUGCUUAAAAAUGUUCCUUUGUACAGGAUUUUAAGUAUGCAUAUCUCAGGAGAUGUCUGAAUGAAAAGCAUCUUCUCUCUUCAUUCUUUGCUGAAUGCUUGCCUUAAAAGUUAUGAUUCUUGUGGUUGUGUGCAUAUAAAUAAAAGUUAAUACUUCGACGUGUAAA